AUGGUGACUACACGCGGUGCCACUGAUAAUGACCACAACAUCAAAAUCGCCGAUAUGGGUAAGAAAUCCGUUGCAAGAAAAGCUUCAAAAAAGAAAAAGGUGGUGUCAACCGGAGAAGCUUCAGUUCCUCCAUCUCCUAUACAUUUGAAUAAAAAGAGACAUGCAGAUGAUUUACCUCUGAAAUCGAAGAAACACAAAGGCAUUUCCAGAACUGAAUCCAAGAGAUCUCCUCCUAAGGGUUCACAUAGUCAGUUUUUGAAGGUUAAUUCCAUCAUUCUACUGGGUUUGACAAUGAAAUUUCAGGUUUUGAUUGGGUUAUUUUUGGGCAUUGUUUUGAGAGGAAUGUUAGAAGUUGGAUUUACAAAGUUGGCAAUGUUUCUUCUAUGGCAGUUUAAAGUAAACCGAGAAGAUCAUGUUCACUCGAAGAUUGAUACGCACAUGUCAUACGAUGUCAUUUCUGAUAUCAAAUCGACUCUGACUCCAGGUGAAUUGGAAAAGUUUAGACAAUCUUGCUUUGGCUACUUCCUUGAUAUUCCUAAGAUCAAAGUGCAAAAUCAGAUCAUACAUUGUUUAUUAUUGAGGGAGGUUGAGCAGCUAAACAAGUCUGAAUUGUGGUUCGAGGUUGGCGGUCAUAGGCUGAAAUUCGGAAUCGGCGAAUUUGCUUUGGUCUCGGGCUUAAAUUGUCAAGGUGACAACAGUAAGUAUGCUUAUUCAAAAGUUGAAAAUGGCAUUUUGGAUAAGUACUUCAGCGGGUUGCAAUCUGUUUCUAAACAGACCCUUCAGGAUUUUUUCAAAGCUAGGCGUUGGGAGUCGGAGGAGGAUGGGUUUAAGAUAGCAUUUAUGCAUUUUUUGCAUAACUUCUUGCUUGCUUCAUCGAGGACUGCUCGUAUCCCUUUGAAGGACUUUGACGUAGUUGAUUCGGCUGAUUUGAACGACUAUCCAUGGGGUAUUGACGUUUUCAAGUACACGUUUGAUUCUUUGUCGAAAAGAGCUGUUCUUAGUCCGGGAUCUCUUAUUAUUGAAGACAACAUUUACCAGUAUCGCCUUCAAGGUUUCCCAUAUGCACUGGUAUGUUGGUUCUACGAGUGUUGCCCGACGGUGGAAAAUACCUUUGCUCAGCUAGUGAACAAAGCUGCUAUCCCGCGGAUUCUGAGGUGGCAAGCAUUCAUUCCUGCAAAAUACAUUGAUGUUGACAGAGAUUUAUUUGUUGAGAUUGCAUCCGACGAGAUGAUUUUCCGAUCGAUUGUUCCAACCUCGGUAAAGAGGAAUGCCCUUCAUCUAGGUGACUUAUUCAAAAAAAUUAAGGGAAACGAGGAGGGUUAUUGUCCGGCAUUUCAUAUAUUGAAGGACGGUGAAUCAACGUCGAACACUUCGGAUCUAAAUAUUGUGGAAGAGAAGCUGGAAAUUUUGAUGGCUGUUGUCAAUUCAUUGAAUGCAAGGCUAACUCUUAAUGGUGAUUCUAAAACGGUUGAAAUUGAGAAACAAGAUGUUUCCGAUGGCUUGCAGACAAGGGUGGACAAAGAAAAAAAGGUUGUUCUUCCUGCAGAGGAGAUUUCAAAGAAACCAAGUAAAAAUGGUACUUCUAUAGUAACGGAACGAGAAGAAAGGGAUGGAAGGGAGUCUGCUGUUCCUGUUUCUGCUGAUACUAAAGCUACUUCCAGCAGAAAAAGGGAUGGUAGGGAGUCUGCUGAUGAAGAAGAAGGUGCUGAAAAAAUCGAAUUGGAAGAUUUGGUUUGCGAGAAGGCUGUACUUGAAGGCAAGGAUGACCGUGGUGAACCUUGUGUUCUUGUUUUUUCCGAACACGUUGAUGUUAUCUCUCCGACUUUUGAGGUUUCGCGACAAAGCGAGGUGAAUUUAAAAUCUCCAGCAGAUGACACCAUUAAUCAGAUUAAAAAAAAUGCAAGUGAAUCUAUUGCUGAAUUCAAAUCAAAGGAGUCUGGUCCUUCUUCAAGCCGCAUCAUACCGACGCAAACUGGUUGUAAAGUCCGUAUUUUUCCAUUUGAUGCUAAUCACAUUUUAUUUAGUGAUGCCACCAAACAAGACAUCAUUCAUAAUUGGCUGGAAGAAGGACGUCCUAAAGGCACCAAGAUUGACAACUUCCAUCCCCGUCUUUCUCUUGGCGUGGUUGACAUUCAAACGAAAUCCUGGUUUUACCAUCUCUACCACGUUGGAAAGCCUAUUGAGUGUUCUCAUGUAGAUGUUCUCUUUUAUUACCUGAGAAAGAAAAUGAAAUAUGGAUAUGCUGCAAACAAUAGAUGUAUGUCUACUGAUAAUUUUUUUGAUCGGCGUAUUCAAACUCUAUACACAGCAUACAUGAAAAAGCAAGAUGUGUCACUUGUUUCUUCGAAACAUACAGUGGUUGUCUACAUUAAAGGUUGUGUUAUGCGUUGCAAUACAAAGUGGGCUAAUGUUGACGAUGUUUUUUUUCCGAUCAAUUGUGUUAGCGAUUUGCAUUGGAUUUCCGCUCGCCUGAAUUUCAAGGAACGAUGCAUCUAUAUCUACAAUUCGUUGAGGUCGGCGCAAUAUGACAGAUCAGCAACUGAAUAUGUUACCUGCUACAGUGUGUUGCUUCCACUAUUCCUUCAAGCUACCAAUUUUUAUGAUUCUCGAGAUGAGAUCGAUACUACUGCCGGUGCUUACGAGGGAAAGAGAAUAACAGAUCCUGAUUGUGGAGUUCAUAUGUUUUCCGCUGCUGAGUUCUUUGUUGAUGGGAAAGUUAUGGGGCAUGAUUAUGAUGUCAAAGAACACCGUGCUCGUUACGCUUUGUCAUUAUAUUUGUAUGCUCGUUGGAAGGAAAGCUUUUCAUGUGUUAGUGAAGAUGAGGGUCCUUUUAAACUCAAGAGAAGAUCUGCCUAG
Messenger RNA from Mercurialis annua (annual mercury), 2856 nucleotides. RefSeq lists its product as uncharacterized. NCBI's taxonomy places the organism in Eukaryota, Viridiplantae, Streptophyta, Magnoliopsida, Malpighiales, Euphorbiaceae. The transcript has 11 exons. Bases 1 to 2856 code for a protein of 951 amino acids. The record is from RefSeq and is a predicted model, not a curated record. Gene Ontology annotation, biological process: proteolysis. Gene Ontology annotation, molecular function: cysteine-type peptidase activity.